Candidula unifasciata is the source of this 4041-nucleotide messenger RNA. Lineage: Eukaryota; Metazoa; Mollusca; Gastropoda; Stylommatophora; Geomitridae. The record is from the annotation of a GenBank genome assembly.
AUGACGUCAGAACCAGGACAGAGUUCUAUGAUAGACAUCACAGUCAAAACUUUGGAUGGACAGAAUCGAACUUUCAGCGUUUCAGACAAUUCAAAUGUUCGUCAGUUCAAAGAGAAAAUCAGCAGCACCAUUGAAAUUCCUGCUGACAGCCAGAGACUAAUUUUUCAAGGCCGUGUGAUGCAAGAUGAUAAGAUGCUUAAAGAUUACAAUGUCCAUGGAAAAGUGAUUCACUUAGUACAGAGAGCACCCCCCUCCACCUUGUCAAGCUCCACAACAUCAAACCCAACAGUCAAGCACAGCAACAUCUUCAACAACCAGGCCACAGAUUCAAUCCACUUAGGCAGACUUCAGAGCACACCAAAUACGCGAGAAGCAAGGGCUCGUAUUAGACAGGCAGAUUUUAACCUCAGACUUAUCAAUGAUGUUCUCAGUCAGUUUGAGCGAUUAGGUCCAAGACCUGGAGAACACAAUGGAGAUCUCUCUGCACUUGGAACUGAAUCCAGCCAUGCCAGACCAGCCAGAGAUUCAGAAGACAUCAUGGAUACCUCAUCAACCCCUGAAGCCAGUAGUUUAGGUCAGUCGCAAAGCAGAGAACAUCCACAGCAACCUCUGCAGGGCAGUUCAGAAGGUGUCAACUCAGAAAGUCCAGAAGCUUCUGUCAGUGACCAGCACACUAGCUUGAUGGCCACUGAGCUAGCAGAUUUCUUGGACCAGGUACUGAACACAAAUGACAGAAUGAUGACCCACAUCAGACAGUACCAGAAUUUGUUACGCAGUGAAGAAAAUUACACAGCAAAUUCAAGGGAAGCUCAGAAUGCACAAGAAGUUGUCAGCAGGGUCAAUGAGGUGUUUCAUGCUCUGGGCCACAUGCUGCACAGCCUCAGUGAUAUAACGGUGGACAUGAAUACAAGUGUCCCGCGUCAGGCGGUUGCCUUGUCACCGGUUCCAUUCCAGAUACCUGGCACUGCUAGCAUGGCUAUUCCUAUCCACAUGAAUGUUAGAACCCGACCAGAGAUGAACAGAAACAGACAGAGAACAGGUCAGUCAAACUCCAGUGAAGCCCCAGCCACCGACAGUAGAUCUACAGCAGCUACACCACAAAACUGUACUGCUGCUGCAUCCAGCACCAACACAAACACAACUGCUGUGAGCACAGCCAACACUGCUGGGAUCACAGCUGGGAGCACAGCCAGCACUGCUGGGAGCACAGCCAGCACUGCUGGGAUCACUGCUGGGAGCACAGCCAGCACUGCUGGGAGCACUUCUAUCCAGAUACCACCCGUGUCCUUGCCUCUGCCCCUAACCAGCAUGCCGUCUGGAGACUCCGCAGUGAUGGUAGAAGUGUACCCAACCAGUGUAACUGUUCAUGACAUUAGUGCUGUUGUCACUCCGGGAGCUGUGGAAGUAGCUGCAGACGCCUGUCUUGAUGGAAAUAGAGCAAACAUCACUGUCACAUCUGCAACUACUGUUGAGCAUCCGUUGGUUGCACCAGCAACAUCAGCCACAACUACAGCAGCAUUGACUGCAGCCUCCAGACAACCUAGCACACAGACACCGGCAGCCAGUUCAUUUACAACUUCUAGCACAUCAUCAUCAACAUUCACAUUUGGUCCAGCAACCAGUGUCAGUUUUGGUGGAGUGACUAACCUUGCUUCUGGGCAGAUACCCAAUGUGCCUGGAUUACCACCAGGCAUGUUGCAGAAUAUUCUGGGCUCCAUUCUAUCUUCACAUGGAAUGCAGCCUGUUCAAGUCAAUGUGGUCCAACAACUGACCACUGUGCCAUCAUCUUCCAUACCUGUUCAGCAACCUGUUUUUGACCUGCCCUUAGAUAACGAGAGGACAAGGUCACAGAAUCAAAGUCAGACCUUCAACUUGAAUGGUGUACCUGUAUUAGCUGCACCCAGUGCAGGUGUAAAUGCAGGCACAUUUGUACAUAUGGCCACAAAUCUAAACUCCACAGGUGCUGUCAGUGGAGUGAAUGCACCAACAAAUACCAGCCUAAACACAGCUGCAGACACCACCACCACCAGCAGUAGUGCUGGCAGCAACAUGUUUACAUCAACCUUUCACUUACCAACAGGUCAACAGCUCUCGACCAUUCCCCUUCCAUCCAGCUCCACAAGAUCCAGGUCAGGCAACCAGCUGCACAUACAGACUGUGUAUCUCAGUAUGUGCACAAUGCCUGAGUGGGAUUUCUCUGUUGACCCCUACCUACCUUGUGCCUCACCUCAGUAUAUGUCACCAACAGCCCUGGCAGCUCUGAGUGCCUUGCAAGAGCAGACAAGAUCACAGCAGCCCCAGCAGCAGGUUCCUAACCUCAGCACGAUGGUAUCUGGCAUGGUUGGGGAAAUCAUUGGCCAAGUUGGACAAGCAUUAAAUAAUGCAGCUAGAACAAGUUCUAGUGCUGCUACAGGUGCUGCCUCACAAAGUUCAACAUCUUCUAUACCUGGAGCAAGGACAGGAGCUGCUUCCAGCAUCAGUGGUGAACUUCCACCCAACCUGAACGAGUUGUUCUCACAGUUUCUCAACGUGGCCAGUGACACUAAUCAAGCCAGCUCAUUCCCGCCAGAAAUGGGACCUAUGAUCAGCGGCAUCAUGCAGGCUGCGGUAAUGCUGAUUUUCAUCAGUAUACUUUUUCCACAGAGUACCGCUGCAACGGCCACCAGCAGAGGCAGUCCAGCGAUUCCAAACUGGACUUUGGCUGAUUUGUUUUCUCAAGUCAGAACUGCAACUGAAGACAGAGCUGGUGAGUCGAGUGUCAUCAUAUCCCUGUUGGAGGCUGUUGCUCCCCAUGUUGGGAUACCAGACUUGUUUUCCCUUGUUAUGGGUGGUGCCCAAGUGCUGACCCGAGUCCGCAGACCCCUGCAGGAGUUUGUCAGGAGUCUAGUCAGCAGACACGGUUCAGUGCAGCAGCUAGUGGAGGUAGCCCUGAAGGACAUGCAUGUGGAUAUUCAGUACCUGCAAGGUCUGGUACAAGUGAAAGAAGGCGUGGACAUGGCACAGUCUAUUCGCAUCUGUUUGCGAGCCCACCUCUUGGCUAUUUUUGGUGCCAUUGACUCUGAUAGUGAGAAUUUUGGUGAACAUUUGUAUGCUCUGUGGGUGAAAAUGUUGGCUGAAUCGAUUGCACUCUGCGUCUACUGUAUACGUGAUGGCCAUGCAGGGUUUUUAAGCAUGCUCCAGAACUAUGUGCCUCGGAUGACUCAAGGCAUGAGUCCAGUGUUCACUAAUUGGAUGACUGCUGCCCUGCAGAGUAUUUUGGGGUCGUUCUACAGCAACCACCCGAUAGCAGAGGCAGACAUCAGAGGCUAUGUUGUCCAGCAGUCAGAUCUCAGUGUCAUCAGCAGAUGUACAGAAUCAGACGUCUGCACUCAGGCAAACCACAGCAGUAGUCGUCAGUCAGUCAGGCACGUCUGUGACAUCUCCCCCAAGCCAGAUGGACACUACAAGGUCCCCAGUCUUGCAGUGGCUAGAAAUACACUGAGAGAAGAUGAUUCAACUCAGAAACCAUGUGAAAAUAUUCAGCAAGCUGCGCCUAGCCAGCAGCCAGCAGCGAAACCUCCCAGCACAUUAGCCACACAAGUCCAUCAAACAGAGGGCGCUACAGGUGGUGGCAGGUCCAGGCAUGACAAGGGCUCUGAUGAUUGGCAGUCGGUUGUACCACAGGAAUGGAUACCUGUAAUCAGUCGGGAUUUAGUGAAGCAGCAAGAGCAGAAACCCCAACCUCCAUUCAGUGAUGCCUAUUUACAAGGUUUUCCUGCAAAACGAAGAAGAAUGAUGACCUUGGAACAUUGUCAUGAAAUGGGUAACAUGCAGCACUACCUUCCUGAGUCCAUCAAACGAGCUGCUAGAAGUGCCGGUGUCGAACCCUGCAGCCAUGAAGACAUACUGGCCCAGGAAGCUGCAAACAACCUUGACCUCCAAGCUGAACUAGAAGGGGAAAUGAUCUCUGUCCUGGAUUCUCGAAUUUCAUCAGAUCCUGAUUUUAGCUCAGACCGAUUUCCCAAUGCUGAAGAGUACUUUCACAAAUCCAAGCAUCACUGA